Olea europaea var. sylvestris is the source of this 2633-nucleotide messenger RNA. RefSeq lists its product as uncharacterized. The record is from RefSeq and is a predicted model, not a curated record. Bases 421 to 2241 code for a protein of 606 amino acids. Lineage: Eukaryota; Viridiplantae; Streptophyta; Magnoliopsida; Lamiales; Oleaceae. The transcript has 5 exons.
UAUUGGAUUGAAGUUUGAUGCUGCCAGAGACGAGGGUGGUGGCGCCCUUUGCUGCCAAGUGGGCAUGUAGCUUCUACCUAAUAAUCUAUCGUCGAUCCGCAUGUCUGCAGGAACCGGGUCAGCGGUUUAAUGGAACAAUAAAAAUGUCAGAAUUUGGCGCAUGUGGGACCUACCUAGCAAUCUCAUAAAGUCGCUUACGCUGCUCAUAAUCAAACUGUUAUGAAAGAGGGAGUUGAAGCAGGGUUUUCUCAGAAUAUAUAGAACAGAAGUCGGUUUCAAUCUUGAAAUCCGAUUCUUAUGAUUGCUUCAGAUUUCAGUACCCUGCAGCCGAUUACAACCUUUAGUCCUAUGCGAAAUAGGAGCUAGAAGUGAAGAAAGACUUCUGCAUGUCUUUAAUUUUUUCUUUUUCAUCGGAAUUAUAUGGAAAAUAUCGACAUGGCGAAAGAUGGCCGAGGUGGAGAAGAUUUAGUGCAGUGUGUUACUGAAAAUACACAGUCAGCGGAUGAAAAUCUUUUAUCGAAAAGACUUACUAGAAAGUUAGAGCCAGAGCACACAGUGUUAUUAAACUUUAGGAGAUCUAGAACGAGCACAAGUUACAGAGAGUUAUUCCUUCAUUGCGAUCAUGGCUUAUAUUAUAAAAUUCCAAAGCAUAUCAUAAGCAUAGACGAAAAAAAUGUUCUUGGGUGCCUCGAAUUGAUAUGUAGGAACAGAUUAGGGGAAGCAGCGUGCAGUUUUGCCUCAGAAGUGGCUACGUUGUCAGAUAGUUUGGCUAACUUAACAGAAAGUCGUUGCAGAAGUUCGUAUGACAUGGCUAAGUUAUUUAUAGAAUGUCCUUUGCCAGUUGGGACCCAAAAUGUUAACGUGAGCUCGACUGGUAUUAACAGAACUAUCACUAGCAAGAGUACGGACAUCUCUAAAAACCUGUCGUUUAACCAAUUCAGUCCCGUAGACGGCAAUGCCAACUCUGGAAGAACGAGUUUACUUGAAAUCUGUGAGCCAGCUUAUUUUGAAUUUGUGAACCCUCCACGUGUGUUGAGCAACAGCAGUUCAUCUUGUAAACUAAUGAAGGAUGCAACCGUUCUCAACCAUGUUUUUGCAUCUGCACCUUUGCAUAAAAGGAUCAUACCUGUGUCGAGCACAAACAGCACCUGCUCGGAUCAAUCAUCUUCUUCUUCUUCAUGUGCUACCUUGUUUAAGGGAAUGCUACAAUGCACGUGGAAGAAUGGGCUACCACAGUACACUUUUUCCAUGGAUGAUACGAGAAAAAUUUAUGUGGCCAGCUCCUUUAAGGUCGAGUCUCCUGACGGUAAAGUUUUAGAUUGUGUUUACACGUUUCAUUCAAUGGAAAAUGGCAGUAAAGAUUGUGAUAAACGUGAGGUUGAGCCAGAACUUGUUGGGAAGAUGCGGGUGUCUUCUUCUAUCACUUUCUGUUCAAACAACUCCGAGAUAAUGGAGACUCGAUUUGUUCUAUUUCGUUCCGAUGACAAUAAUUUGGGAGAGAUGCAAAGCUCUAGUCAUUCUCUCCAGCAGAAUAAGAGAUUGGCACGGAAGAUUGUGGAUGUUUUCAAGUCAACUCGCUCUUAUAAAGAGAGACCAUCUCCUAAAUUUGUGGAGAAGAGUGCAAGUUUUGAAGAUACUUAUCGGCAUUCAUCUCAUCAAGUGCAAAAGAGUCCUAAUCCAGUCGAGGCGAGUGUAGAAAGUCAAUACGCUCCAAAUCUUGAGUUGGCAGCCAUUGUUAUGAGACACCAUACUUGCAAGAAAAGCAAGGAGUCAGGAAUUGGAGGGUGGGGAUUGAAGUUUCUCGAAAGAUCUGGAAUUAAUUCCUCGAUAUCUUCAGAAUGUAGUCCUCAAAAUUGUGGUGAAUGCUCGAUGAGCAUGAAUAUUAUAGUUCCAGCAGAUGUUCACGGAGGACCAAGAACCAGAAUUGGUGGCCCCUCAAGUCUUAUUGAGAGGUGGAUUUCUGGUGGGCGCUGUGACUGUGGGGGCUGGGAUAUUGGGUGCCCAUUAACGGUACUCGAUUCCAGAUCGUGCAUCAUGGAGGCUUCGCCUCCUAAUUCCAGGGAAUGCAAGUCAUUUGAGCUCUUUAUACAGGGUUCAAAGCAAAAUACACCAAUCUUCAAAAUGGUGAAUAUCCAUGAAGGCUUGUAUUAUAUCCAUUUUCAAUCAACUUUGUCAUCUUUGCAGUCUUUUGCCAUAGCUGCUUCCAUUUUUCAUUCUCAUAAUCCCGUUCUUCAAUUGUGAAGUCAUGUUUGGUGUGCAGUAUUGGAUACAGUAUGGGAUAAACGUAUAGGAAUUGAUCUGACAAAGUUUGGGGAUUAAUUUGUAGAGAUACAGCCUUUUGCCAUAGAGAUUUUAGAUGAAGCUGCACCAUAGAUUUUAUCCCCAUAAGCUAGGAUUUAGAAGUUUUUGAGGACCACGAAGGGUUAUACCAUCUCUCGAAGAGUUCUAUGAUCAUAGUGACCGGACGUUUCCUUCACAACAAGCUACAUGUUGAGUAGGCUUGAAUUUAUUUUUUAUUUUUUUCUUUUUUCUCUUUAAUAUGGUUUUGUAAUGUUUUUCUGUCUGAUAUUUAUAUAGUUUACGAUGUCUGGGAAUUUUUAAUAAGUUGUACCAUCGUAUAUGACCCUUUCUUA